CUCCACCACCGCCUUCUUACCCCCCAAGAACCCCCCUAAUACUCCCCGGCAGGGCCACCCACGAGCUUACGUCCCUGUUCACCCUAUAGAGUCGAUCUUAAUUCCGAGCAAAAAGUUGAUCAAUAUGGCUGCUCAAGUAAUCUCCAAUUCCGGACACGAUGAGAUGAUUCACGAUGCCGGCCUGGACUACUACGGCCGCAGAUUGGCAACAUGUUCAUCGGACAAAACGAUAAAGAUCUUUGAAAUUGAAGGAGAGACACAUCGGUUGAUUGAGACAUUGAAGGGACAUGAAGGAGCUGUGUGGUGUGUGGCUUGGGCGCACCCUAAGUUCGGAACUAUCCUCGCUUCCUCUUCGUACGAUGGAAAGGUGCUCAUCUGGCGCGAACAACACCAGAACGCCACGUCACCCGUCGCUGGCGGCGCUUGGACGAAGGUGUUCGACUUCUCUCUACACACCGCUUCAGUGAACAUGGUAUCCUGGGCUCCUCAUGAGAGUGGCUGUCUCCUGGCUUGCGCCUCCUCAGACGGACAUGUUAGCGUUCUCGAAUUCCGUGACAACAGCUGGACUCACCAGAUCUUCCACGCCCACGGUAUGGGUGUGAACUCUAUCAGCUGGGCGCCUGCUGCCGCCCCUGGCAGCUUGAUCAGCUCCAACCCCGGACCGGGCCAGCAGCGGAGAUUUGUCACUGGUGGAAGCGACAACCUGCUGAAGAUCUGGGACUACAACCCGGAAACCAAGACCUACAACAACACGCAGACUCUGGAAGGCCACUCCGACUGGGUCCGGGAUGUCGCUUGGUCGCCUAGCGUUCUUUCCAAGUCCUACAUCGCCUCUGCCUCUCAAGACAAGACAGUCCGGAUCUGGACUUCCGAUGCGUCAAACCCUGGCCAGUGGACCAGCCAGCAACUCGAGUUCGACACUGUCCUCUGGCGCGUCAGCUGGAGCCCUAGUGGAAACAUCCUUGCUGUGAGCGGUGGCGAUAACAAGGUCAGCUUGUGGAAGGAAAACCUCAAGGGACAAUGGGAGAAGGUAAAGGAUAUCGAGGAGUAGGCUUCAGAUUUUCAUUUCCCCUAAGUUUCAUUUUUCAUAUCUUAUGUGUGAUAACGGAUAAACUGGGUUCCUGCCAUGUAUUUCAUCCGACCCCGACGUUGUCAAAAAUCAAAAACGAGCUCAAAAACAGG
Molecule: messenger RNA, 1182 nt
Organism: Aspergillus costaricaensis CBS 115574
Lineage: Eukaryota; Fungi; Ascomycota; Eurotiomycetes; Eurotiales; Aspergillaceae
Gene: sec13
Product: GTPase-activating protein SEC13
Exons: 6
Coding region: 125-1051 (308 amino acids)
Biological process (GO): COPII-coated vesicle budding; protein import into nucleus; positive regulation of TOR signaling
Cellular component (GO): COPII vesicle coat; nuclear pore outer ring
Molecular function (GO): structural molecule activity; protein binding
Source: RefSeq, a predicted model, not a curated record